Molecule: messenger RNA, 2195 nt
Organism: Prionailurus viverrinus (fishing cat)
Lineage: Eukaryota; Metazoa; Chordata; Mammalia; Carnivora; Felidae
Gene: JDP2
Product: Jun dimerization protein 2
Exons: 3
Coding region: 900-1439 (179 amino acids)
Biological process (GO): regulation of transcription by RNA polymerase II
Cellular component (GO): nucleus
Molecular function (GO): DNA-binding transcription factor activity, RNA polymerase II-specific; RNA polymerase II cis-regulatory region sequence-specific DNA binding
Source: RefSeq, a predicted model, not a curated record
GAAGUUUUCAGGAUAGACUCAGGGGUAUGCAUCGCGGACUCAAGGCGCAGGAAUCCUAGGCCCCUCCAGUGGUGGAAUCAGGAGGAUUGAGACAGUUUCUUCCUCGGUGUGUGCUUUCAGUCUGUUCACUUGGCCUGUCUUAACCACUGACCUCUGUUCAUGCCUCUGUGUGUUUCUCUUUCUAAUGGCGCCGCCUCUAUGUCUCUCUCCACCCAUCUUUGUCUCUCUCUGCUCUCUCUUUCCUCUCUGUCUCCGCCUUCACCUUCUCAGCCUGGAGCUCCCUCUGUUUUUCAGGGCCUGGACCAGGGUGAGGUGAGCCAGACGCCCAGCACACAGCAUUUAAGGAGGCAGUCGGUCUUGGGUGCCGACCCUGUCCCUGCGUGAGCUCUGGAGUGAGUGUCUCCUUAGGUGCGUGUCCUGGGCACCUCACUGGCGGCACCCUGGCCCAGGCCCUGCUUUUCUCUCUGUCUGCCAUUCCUUCUUUUUGUCUCUCUGACUCCCCUCCGUAGCUGAGGGUUUGUUUCCUUCCUGCCACACCGUCUUUGGUUUCUUCUGCCCAUCUGCAAGCAUCGCAGCCUGAUUGCUCUGCUUCUCUGGACACGUGGCUGAAGCCGCUGGUCCCUCAGUCCAGCGGUCCAAGUUCAGUGAAUACAGCCCCUCUUGGUCAGCCGUUCGCACCUGCUCCAGUCAGCUGUGGCCGGGGGCUCACAAGCAGGGCCUUGGGAACGGGCCAUCUGAGGAGGGACUGCUCGACUGGAGGCCCCCCUUGGCCGUGAGCCCCCUAGCCUGUCCCUCCAAUGUGAAGUGUGGCACAGGGCUCCCCCUCACUCCUCACCCCAGUGCACGGCCAGCUUUGCCCCAGGGCUUCCUGGGAACUGGGGGAAAACAGAGCCAGAGCUAUGUUUGAGAGCAGGCCUUCAUCUCAUGGGUCUUUAAAUGUAUUGGGCGUCAAGCAGCCUCCUCCUCAAACAUUCUUGUUCUUCCAACUGCGUCUGCAGCAACAAAUCAUCAUGCCCCAUUUUGGGGUUCCGGUUUUAGACGUCCCUGCUGUGUGUGGCGACAACACUCUGCUGUCUCACCCCCUCACGGACAAAUGUUUUAGAGACUCAGGAACGUCAAGGAGCGGGGGCAGCGGCCUUGGGACUGUGCUAGAUGAAGAAGAGGAGCGAAGGAAAAGGCGCCGGGAGAAGAACAAAGUGGCGGCAGCCCGAUGCCGGAACAAGAAGAAGGAGCGGACGGAGUUCCUGCAGCGGGAAUCUGAGCGGCUGGAACUCAUGAAUGCGGAGCUGAAGACCCAGAUCGAGGAGCUGAAGCAGGAGCGACAGCAGCUCAUUCUGAUGCUGAACCGGCAUCGCCCCACCUGCAUCGUCCGGACGGACAGCGUCAAGACCCCCGAAUCAGAAGGGAACCCGCUGUUGGAGCAGCUAGAGAAGAAGUGACCAUGGGCUGGGAGAAGGAAGAGGAGGAAGAGGAGGAGGAGGAGGAGGAGGAUUUGGGAAGAGGGGGGAGGACGAGGGGUCCCAGAGGGCCCUUCCUUGCUGCAUGACAAACUUUACAAUGAGGCUCAGCACAGCCAGCGCUGGCCGGGCUUUUUUGUGAAACUCACAUCAGCCACACAAGGGGAAGAACGGGCUGACGAAACCUAGAAGGACCAAGCGCUGAGACCAAAGUAGACCCACGGUGGGGCUGUCCUGCCUGGGGCCCAGCUGGAAGGAGGCAGGACAGAGGCCCCCGGCCAGAGAGACACCCAACCAAAUGGCCUCUCCACCAGGGCACCCACCGAGGGACCUCGGAGCAGCCAGGAAAAGCCAUGAGUUGCAAACAAACAUGCGGCUGGGGAUGGAACUGAGUGGGACCACAGCCUGCCUGCCCCCAGCCCUGCCCCCCCUGACCCUGAUGCCAGGCUGGAGCGGGUGCCACGUGGGGCCCAGCCGUACCUGCCCCCGUGGGUCCAGCGCGGCCUUGCCCGGGAGCGGCAGCCGGGGCGCGCCCUCAACGGCCCCGCUGGAGUCUGCUGUGGGCACGAGGCGCGGGCGCCCUUCCAAAGCACAUACUCACUGAAUGUUUACAGACUGGCUGUCCUGGCAGGGCUUUUCAACUGCACAUGUUUUUUUAUACUUUCUUUUUUUUUUUUUUUUUUUUAAUAUUUUUUACAAAAAAAAAAGAUUUUAUACAAGCAAUAUAUAUAUGGAUUU